Messenger RNA from Lodderomyces jiufengensis, 729 nucleotides. It is a transcript of the gene SAM35, whose product is annotated as SAM complex subunit. The transcript has a single exon. NCBI's taxonomy places the organism in Eukaryota, Fungi, Ascomycota, Pichiomycetes, Serinales, Debaryomycetaceae. The record is from RefSeq and is a predicted model, not a curated record. Bases 1 to 729 code for a protein of 242 amino acids.
AUGAAGAUACCUGAACCAUUGACUAGAUUGUUUAAUUCAGUACCUUUAAAAAUCAUUAAAGAUGAAAACACAAUCUCAAAAUUUGAUAAUCCUAUACCAUUAUCAGAUUCAGUUCCAUUAGUACUUGGAGUUUACAACACAUUUCAAUACAAUGAAUUAAUACUACCUACAGAUCCAAUUUCAUUAGCCACUUACCUAAGAUUAAUUCAAAGGAACAAUUUACAAUUAUCAUCAUCGUCGACAGGUCUUACAAAAAUUCCAUUUCGUGGAUCACCUUAUAAUUCAUUACCUAUAUUAAUUGGAGACUCAAUUGAAAGUAUUGAAAAAAUUCAACAAAAUAUUUCAAAACAUUUCGAAAAAGAAGAAUAUUUUAUUAAUGAUUUUUUGGAUACAAAGCUUUACGAUUUAUGGAUUACUUGUUUAUUAGUUGAAGAUAUUGAUAAUGAAACAUAUUAUAGAAUUUUUGGAGUUAAGGAUUUUGAAGUUUAUGAUUUGAAGAGUGAAAUACCCAAAUGGAAUAAUUACAAAGUACGUUUCCCAACAUUGAACUUGAAAAAAUUCUACGAAAUACAACUAGAAGAAUUUAAAGAUUACGUGGAGUUAGAUAAUUUAAAAUUAGCUUCUUUCAUUAUAAUCAUCAAUGAGUUUCUUCCAUUCACUAAAAUUGCAAAAUUGAUACCAACAGAAGUCAUAGAGAAAAGCUACGAAAUACUAAAUCAAACUAAUUAA